AAAUCCUAGAGAAGAAGAAGAAGAAGAAGAAGAAGUCAACCACCUCGGUAUCUUGCUAGGCAACAAAGCUGAAACAUCGGUGCUCUUCAGACACUUUCGGUGAUUAUUAGCCACUGUGUUUUAAACUCAUUUUUGUCGUCUAGUUAGUUACUACCCCUUUCGUUUAAAUAUUCCGUUGUUAGUCAUCUAGCUAGCUGGUUAAGUUAGGACUAGUAAUUAGACGAGUUGCUAAUGCUAACUAGCUAGCAAGUUAGCAUCCCCGACCAUGAGCUCACUAAGCUACUCCACCCAUGAGGAGGUCUGCUGGACGGAGAAAGAGGCUCUGGUGAAAGAGGAGGAGGAAGAGGUGGAUGUUACUAUACAAAAACAAGUAGAGGGUGAGGCUGUUACCGUGAAAGAAGAAGAGAAAGACGUUUCAGUGAAAGAAGAGGAAGACGAGUUCAGAGUGGGAGAGGAAGAGGAUGUUACAGUAAAAGAAGAGGAGGAUGUUACUGAAGAGAUGGAGAAUGCCGUUUUUGGAAUGAAGAAGGAUGAGGGGGAGGUGACUGCUACUGUGAAGGAAGAGGAGGAAGCUUUCAGUGUAAAAGAGGAGGAGGAUGUUACUCUGAAGGAGGAGAAUGCAGUUUUUGGAAUGAAGGAGGAUGAGGGGGAGGUGACUGUUUCAGCAAAAGAAGAGGAAGAAGCUUUCAGUGUAAAAGAGGAGGAGGAUGUUACUCUGAAGGAGGAGAAAGAGGAGAAUGCCGUUUUUGGAAUGAAGGAGGAGGGGGAGAUUACUGUCUCAUUGGAGGAGGAGGAGGAGGAGGAGGAAGAAGAAGAAGAGACGACAGGAGAUCUGAUUAACGACGGAGAGAGACCAGUCUGUCACUCUGACAGCAGUAAGAGUCCUUCAGAGGAACCAGACCCAGAGACUCCCAAACCAGUGAGACGACUCAACUGCUCCCAGUGUAAUAAGAGUUUCAAGUUGUCAUGGAACCUAAAAGAGCAUGAGAGGGCACACACAGGAGACAAGCCUUUCCACUGCUCCCAGUGUGGAAAGAGAUUUCCACGAUCACAGAACCUAAAAAUACAUCAGAGGACACACACAGGAGAAAAGCCUUUUCUCUGCUCCCAGUGUGGAAAGUGUUUUACCCAGUUAUGGAGCCUGAACAAACAUAAUCGAAUACACACAGGAGAAAAGCCUUACCAUUGUUCCCAUUGUGGAAAGAAAUUUAGGUUGUUAGAUAAGCUGAAGGAGCAUGAGAGGACACACACAGGAGAGAAACCUUACCAUUGCUCCCUGUGUGAAAAGAGUUUUACCCAAUUAGCUUACCGAAAAGAGCAUGAAAGGAAACACACUGAAGAAAAGACUUACCAAUGUUCCCAGUGUGGAAAGAGAUUUUCACGAUCACAGGAACUAAAUUCACAUGAGAGGACACACACAGGGAAGAAACUUCACCACUGCUCUCAUUGUGAAAAGUGUUUUACGCAGUUAGGGAGCCUGAACAAACAUAAUAGAGUACACACAGGAGAAAAGCCUUACCCCUGUACCCAUUGUGGAAAGAGAUUUUCUAGAUCACAGGACCAAAAAUCACAUGAGCGGACACACACUGGGGAGAAACCUUACCAUUGUUCCCUAUGCGGAAAUGAUUUUACCCAUUUAGGGAGCCUAAACAAACAUAAGAAGAGAAUACACUCUGGAGUGAAGCCUUACUCAUGUUCCCAUUGCCUAAUGAAUUUCAGGUUGUUAAAUAACCUUAAGGAGCAUGAGAGGACACACACACAUCUUACCAUGGUCGCAGUGGAAAAGAUUUGACCAAUUUAGGGAAACUAUAAUAUCAUGAGAGGACACACACAUCUUACCGUGGUCGCAGUGGAAAAGAUUUGACCAAUUUAGGGAAACUAUAAUAUCAUGAGAGGACACACACAUCUUACCGUGGUCGCAGUGGAAAAGAUUUGACCAAUUUAGGGAAACUAUAAGAUCAUGAGAGGACACACACAUCUUACCAUGGUCGCAGUGGAAAAGAUUUGACCAAUUUAGGGAAACUAUAUAAGAUCAUGAGAGGACACAUGGGAGAAAUCCCAGUUGUUCCCAGUGUGGAAAGAGUCUUACCCAGUUAGGGAACCUGAAAAGGAACACACACACACAGGGGAGGAAAAGCUCAUCGUUUGGAAAGAGUUUUACCUAGUUAGGGAGCCUGAAAAGGAACAUACACACACAGGGGAGGAAAAGCUCAUCGUUUGGAAAGAGUUUUAGUUAGGGAACCUGAUUGUGGAAAGACAUCUUCCCAGAGGACCUGAAAUCACAUGAUAGAAUAGACAGUGUUCUGAUGAGUCACUGUGUUCUGAUGAGUCACCGUGUUCUGAUGAGUCACCGUGUUCUGAUGAGUCACCGUGUUCUGAUGAGUCACCGUGUUCUGAUGAGUCACUGUGUUCUGACUGAUGUUUGACUGUUGUUUUAUGCCACAUUAAAUCAUAUUGUUGAUAUGAAAUCGUUCUCUAGAAUAGAGGCCUGUUUUAGUGUCUGAGACAGGAUUAUGUCUAAAAUCAGAUUAUAAUUUUUUAAUGUUUUUGUUGUUGUUUUUAUUCUACACUUUGAUAGAUUGGACACAUGUUAGAACCCUUAGAUGUUAAUGACAUGAUUUAGAUAUUUUAAGAUGUAAUUUAUUAAUUGCAUACUGUGUGUAUUUCUUGAUUCUAACCUUAAAACCUCAGGAAAUUUAGGGUUUUGGUUUCAUCUAGUUCAUUUGUGUUCUAGUCUCCAAGCUAAAGAUGUAUGAAAAAUGUGGUGAUGUUCUGAUAACGUUGUUAACAUGGAAAACAUUCACGACCUCGUCCAUGUUCCCAUCAGUAUUAUUCCACCAUGUUAGAGAGAGAACACAGGUGCUGACUGUUACACACAUUUGAUUAAUGCAACAUUUUUAUCGGAAUUAAAAUGAAAUUGAUAUUUUUUAACUGUGUUAGCCACUAGUGGACAUUGAUUAUGUACAUCGAUGUACUUACAGAAAUGAGCUCUUCUGAGUUUUGAAAUUUGAAUUUUGUAAUACAGGUAUGUUUAUCCCCGUU
This is a messenger RNA of Oncorhynchus tshawytscha (Chinook salmon), 3042 nucleotides long. RefSeq names its product zinc finger protein 771. The record is from RefSeq and is a predicted model, not a curated record. Bases 266 to 1792 code for a protein of 508 amino acids. The transcript is spliced from 2 exons. Lineage: Eukaryota; Metazoa; Chordata; Actinopteri; Salmoniformes; Salmonidae. Gene Ontology annotation, molecular function: RNA polymerase II cis-regulatory region sequence-specific DNA binding; DNA-binding transcription factor activity, RNA polymerase II-specific. Gene Ontology annotation, biological process: regulation of transcription by RNA polymerase II.